Cryptomeria japonica (Japanese cedar) is the source of this 1511-nucleotide messenger RNA. Its product is annotated as serine/threonine-protein phosphatase PP1. The record is from RefSeq and is a predicted model, not a curated record. Gene Ontology annotation, molecular function: protein serine/threonine phosphatase activity. Gene Ontology annotation, cellular component: nucleus; cytoplasm. Lineage: Eukaryota; Viridiplantae; Streptophyta; Pinopsida; Cupressales; Cupressaceae. The transcript has 3 exons. The coding region runs from base 198 to 1172 and encodes 324 amino acids.
CCUCCACUGUCAAGUUGAAAGGAAUGUUAAAGACAAAGCUUUAACACCCAUGUAUUUUUGGAUUGUCGAAGAGGGUAAAAACUCUUGGGUAUUGCCGCAGAGGAAGAAAAGAAGAAAAAAUCAAUCAAAAGGAUAUAUUCAUUAAUUGAUUUAGAGGCCUUUAGCCGGGAAGAGGCAGGGCUUUUGUAUUGGCUUGAAUGGACCCUGUCGUUCUGGAUGAUAUCAUAAACAGGCUUCAGGAGGUCAAGGGUUCUAAGCCUGGAAAACAAGUUCAGCUCUCUGAACCGGAGGUUCGCCAGCUUUGCGUUACUUCUAAAGAGAUCUUCCUGGGACAACCUAACCUGUUGGAGCUCGAGGCACCCAUCAAGAUCUGCGGUGACAUCCAUGGACAGUAUUCUGAUCUUUUAAGGCUUUUUGAAUAUGGUGGCUUGCCUCCUCAAGCAAAUUACUUAUUUUUAGGGGACUAUGUAGAUCGUGGCAAACAAAGCCUAGAAACAAUAUGUCUUCUUCUUGCAUACAAGAUAAAAUACCCUGAAAAUUUUUUCCUGUUAAGGGGCAAUCAUGAAUGUGCCUCAAUCAAUCGUAUAUAUGGCUUCUAUGAUGAAUGCAAGCGCAGAUUCAAUGUGAGGUUAUGGAAAAUAUUUACUGACUGUUUUAACUGCCUUCCGGUGGCAGCUCUCAUAGAUGAGAAGAUACUUUGCAUGCAUGGGGGUUUUUCACCGGAUCUUCUCAAGUUAGAUCAAAUCAGGAGUAUAUCUCGGCCUACAGAUGUUCCAGAUCAAGGAUUAUUAUGUGAUCUUCUUUGGUCAGAUCCUAACAAAGAUACCCAGGGAUGGGGAAUGAAUGACAGAGGAGUAUCAUAUACAUUUGGUCCUGACAAAGUCUCUGAGUUCCUUGAGAGCCAUGAUCUAGAUCUCAUUUGUCGAGCUCAUCAGGUGGUGGAGGAUGGUUAUGAGUUUUUUGCUGAUAGACAACUUGUUACAAUCUUUUCAGCGCCAAAUUAUUGUGGCGAGUUUGACAAUGCUGGUGCAAUGAUGAGUGUGGAUGAAACACUGAUGUGCUCCUUCCAGAUUCUUAAGCCAGCAGAGAAAAAACAAAAGUUUGGUUUUGGCAACUCAAAUGUUUCAAAGCCUGGAACACCCAUACGAGGAGCUAAGGUUAGCUCACUUUGAGUUCAAGAUGGAACCACACUCCUUUCUGUACAUGUACUUAUAUUGAUUGGUAUUAUACUGAUCACAUCUGUUCCAAGGGAAUAGGUUUCCCCAUGUUUUUUAAUCAUCUGCUGAUGAAAUGUUGCAGUAAAGAAUCAUGCUGUGUAUGUUAAAGAACUAUACACCAAUUAUACAGGAAGAGCACCUGUGAUUCUACUCAUGAUUUGCAUGAGAAAUUUGUUUUCUGCUUUUUUAUUGGCGCGAGCAAACCUUUAUAUAUUUCUUGGUUGUGCAAUAUCUGAGUGUAUGUGAUCAUCUUGUUUUUAAAAAGGCUGCUUGAAAGGUCUUCUUGUCAAAUGA